AUGAAAGUCUGUACACUGGUUUUGUCAUUCUUUUUCUCCCACGUGAGCACCGAGACACUUUAUGUAGCCCUCUAUAACGGAAAUAUUUCAACCCUAUCAUUGACAAACUACGCCGAUAUCACGACGUCAGCCAACAACUUGGCCAAAAAUGGCUACUUUGCUGGUUCAGCCCCAGAGACAAAAUAUGAGCUUACCCAAGUCUCUUCCACCAAGACCACGGCACAGAACCCGGCGUGGUUGACUCUGAACACACAAAACAAUGUUCUCUACCUCCUUGACGGAACUACAACUGGAAAUGGCACAAUAAGCUCCUACCGCGCGAGCCCGUCUGGAGUGACACUUUUGGAUUCGGUCGAGUGUCUCAUUGACGGCGCCCACGCUGGUUUCUACUUGAAUGGCAUCCGACUUGCCGUGGCGCAUUAUACCAGCAGUGCGCUCCAGACGUAUGAGGUCACCUCGAACGGCAACAUGACACCGUUGCAGAGGUUCACCUACACCAUGUCUGCGCCAGGCCCAGUGGCAAGUCGACAGAGUGCACCGCAUCCACACAUGGCAUUUGCCGAUCCGACGGGCCAAUACAUUAUUGUCAACGAUCUGGGCGCCGAUCUUGUCCGCGUGUACGCCGUCAAUCAGACAUCUGGAGAGCUCAGCGAGCGGGAAUCAUUGGUAGCGGCCCCAGGCUCGGGACCUCGACACGGAGUAUUCUCCCGGUCGCCAAUUUCUGUGGCCGGUGUUAACGGUACGACGCAGUACGUGUACUACCUUGAUGCUGAGAUUGCUGGUACAGUGACGGCUUAUGGCGUCAACUACCUGCCCGACCAAGGGGGGCUCCAAUUUGAUCUCAUCAAGGAGUACACUACUCUCGCCCCAGGUGUUGCCAUGCCACCCAUUGGCAAGGGCAUCUCGGGUGAGAUUGGACUCAGUCGUGAUGGUGACUUUCUAGUCAUUAGCAAUCGCCGCGACGCAUCCUUCAACGGCACCAUCCAGCAGUACCCGCCCAACGGAACUUCGGAUUCAAUUAAUACAUACAGAGUCCGGCAGGAUCUUGGUGGCGUGCUGGACUUUGUGCAAACUGUUCCUGCGGGAGGUGCGACCCCUAGGACCUACGCAAUGAAUGCCGCGGAAAAUUUGGUGGCUGUCGCUUUGGAAUUUAGUGACAAAAUCACGAUUCUUAAGCGUGACAGAAAUACCGGUAUGAUUCUGGAACAGGUUGCGGAGAUUAACGUUAGUGGCGAUCCUUGGGCUAUCCUCUGGGAUGAGUGA
Pestalotiopsis fici W106-1 is the source of this 1263-nucleotide messenger RNA. RefSeq lists its product as uncharacterized. The transcript has a single exon. Gene Ontology annotation, molecular function: protein binding; 6-phosphogluconolactonase activity. NCBI's taxonomy places the organism in Eukaryota, Fungi, Ascomycota, Sordariomycetes, Amphisphaeriales, Sporocadaceae. Bases 1 to 1263 code for a protein of 420 amino acids. The record is from RefSeq and is a predicted model, not a curated record.